Messenger RNA from Myripristis murdjan (pinecone soldierfish), 5346 nucleotides. RefSeq names its product polybromo 1, like (gene pbrm1l). Gene Ontology annotation, molecular function: chromatin binding; protein binding. The record is from RefSeq and is a predicted model, not a curated record. The transcript has 30 exons. NCBI's taxonomy places the organism in Eukaryota, Metazoa, Chordata, Actinopteri, Holocentriformes, Holocentridae. The coding region runs from base 146 to 5080 and encodes 1644 amino acids. Gene Ontology annotation, biological process: transcription elongation by RNA polymerase II; chromatin remodeling. Gene Ontology annotation, cellular component: SWI/SNF complex; RSC-type complex.
CUCACAAAGAAAAUACAACCACAACUUCCGGGCAGGAGUUUUCAAAUAAGACUAGCUAGCAGGUACACAUUUUUGCUCAGGGAAACUACGGCAAACUUUGCUAGAUAUCAGCUAGCGGGCUAGCUUGUUGUCAAACCGGCCAGCUAUGUCAAUGAGCUCCAAGAGGAGAAGAGCCACUUCCCCCUCCAGUAGUGUGAGUGGUGGGGGAGACUUUGAUGAUGCGGCCUCCUCUACUCCUGGAAGCGGCAGGAAAAGAAGAAGAACCACCAAUGUCCCCGCGGUAGACCCGAUUGCUGUAUGCCACGAGCUGUAUAACACUGUCAGGGACCACAAGGAUGAUCAAGGGAGGUCACUUUGUGAAUUUUUCCUAAGGGUACCAAAGAGAAGGAAUCAGCCUGAUUAUUAUGAUGUGGUGUCCCAGCCUAUUGAUAUGACAAAGAUUCAACAGAAGCUCAAGUCAGAGGAUUACCAUGAUGUGGAGCAGCUUACUGCAGAUUUUCAGCUCAUGUUCAAUAAUGCCAAAUUAUACUACAAGAGUGAAAGUGAGGAGUAUCAAGCUGCAUGCAAGUUGUGGGACAUAUAUUUGCAAACAAGGAAUGAGUUUGUGCAACCUGGAGAUGGAGAAGAGGAUGAUGAAGAUGGCGAUGAUACACUAGAUAAUACAGGAAUGUCUACCGAAGAGGAAACACCAACUGGUUGUUUGAAAGAGGUUUUGGAGCAGCUCUUGGAAGCUGUAGUGUCUCACACUGACCAAUCCGGACGUCUGGUCAGUGAACUCUUCCAGAAACUUCCCUCCAAAGUGCAUUACCCAGACUACUAUGCCAUUAUAAAGGAGCCGAUUGAUCUGAGAGCUAUCGCUCAAAGAAUACAGAUUGGAUACUACAAAAGUGUCAAUGCUAUGGCCAAGGAUAUUGACUUGUUGGCCAAAAAUGCCAAAACUUACAAUGAACCCGGAUCUCAGGUUUUUAAGGAUGCUAAUACCAUCAAGAAAGUCUUCAUUCAGCGGAAGACUGAACUAGAACAUUCUGAGCCCACUAAAUCUAGUCUUCGCAUCAGAAAUCGCAGGUCUGUCCAGGGGGACCGACUGUCAGCCAUCACUCUGUCACUUCAGUAUGGCUCCGAGAGUGAAGAUGACCCUGUGCUCUCUGGCUCAGUGCGCUAUGAUGAAGGAGAGUCAGAGGCGGAGUGCCUGAGCUCAAGCAUGGACAUGAGCAGCCCCAUCUUCCAGCUGUAUGAAGCUGUGAGGGGCUGCAGGAACAACCAGGGCCAGCUUCUGUCUGAACCUUUCCUGCAGCUGCCCUCUCGUAGGGAAUAUCCUGACUACUACCAGCAGAUCAAACAGCCCAUUGCUCUGCAACAGAUCAGGGAGAAGAUGAAGAACGGCGAGUAUGAGAGUGUGGAACAGAUGGAUGCUGAUCUCACUCUAAUGUUUGAGAAUGCAAAGCGCUACAACAUGCCCAACUCGGGUAUUUAUAAACGGGCCAUCAGGCUUCAGCAGAUUCUGCAGCUGAAAAAGAGAGAAAUUCUGAGGAGAGAUGAUGAGGACGGUGACAGCAUUCUGUCAUCUGAUGCUGGAAGCACCAAAAGGAAAAGCCACAAGAAGAACGUAAAAAAGAACCGGAUGAAGUCUCUGUACGCUGCAGUGACAGAGGCCAGGGAGGCAGGCACCAACCGGCGGCUUUGCGACCUGUUCAUGGUCAAACCCUCCAAGAAGGACUAUCCUGACUACUAUAACAUCAUUCUCGAACCGAUGGACCUAAAGACCAUUGAGCACAACAUCCGCUCUGAGCGCUACACCACAGAGGAGGCUCUGAUGGACGACAUGAAGCUGAUGUUCCGAAAUGCCCGGCAUUAUAAUGAGGAGGGAUCUCAGGUGUAUAAUGAUGCUGACAUUCUGGAGAAGAUCUUGAAAGACAAGCGCAAGGAGUUAGGACCUGCUCCAGAAGAGGAGGAUGUGGGAUCUCCUAAAUUGAAACUAAGAAAGAGUGGUGUCUCUCCAAAGAAGUCCAAAUACCUCACUCCCCUCCAGCAGCGUUUAAAUGAGCUCUAUGAUGCUGUGAGGAACUUCACUGACCGUCGAGGUCGCCGUCUCAGCACAAUCUUCCUCCGUCUGCCAUCUCGAGCCGAGUUGCCUGACUACUAUGCCACCAUCAAGCGGCCCGUUGACAUGGAGCGCCUGCGAAGCCACAUGGCAGCUGGCCGUUACCAGGACGUGGAAGCUCUGGUAGAGGACUUUGCCCUCAUGUUCAACAAUGCUUGCACCUACAACGAGCCAGAGUCUCUGAUCUACCGGGACGCUCUGGUGUUGCACCGGGUGCUCCUGGACACACGCAAGCAACAAGAGGGAGGUGAGGACUCCGGGCCUCCUGCUGUAGGACCUCUGGUCCGAGAGCUGAUCAGGAACCUGUUCGUGUCCGUGCUGGGCCACCAGGAUGAAGAGGGGCGUUGUUACAGCGACUCGCUGGCUGAGAUUCCUGCGGUGGACCCAGCAUGCCCUGAGAAGCCACCGCUCAACUUUGAUGUCAUCAGGGUAAACAUAGACCGUGGCCGCUACAGGAGACUGGACGUCUUCCAGGAGCACAUGUUUGAAGUGCUGGAGAAGGCAAGGCGUCUGCACAGGACUGACUCAGAGAUCUUUGAGGAUGCAGUGGAACUACAGCAAUUUUUCAUUAAGAUCAGGGAUGAGCUAUGCAAGAAUGGAGAAAUCCUACUGUCUUCUGCACUCAACUACACUGCAAAACACCUCCACAGCGAUGUGGAGCAGGAAAAGAGGGAAAAACUUCCCAAGGAGAUUGAGGAAGACAAGCAAAAGAGGGAAGAGGAGAAUAAAGAGGGAGAGAAAGCGGAGGACCUGCCUGGAGAGGCUUGGCAGUCAGGGCCAGAGCGCACGUACAGUCAGGACUGUAGCUUUGAAAACAGCACGUACCAUGUGGGCGACUGUGUCUACGUGCAGCCGGCAGAGCCAAACCUGAAACCACACAUCGUCUGCAUUGAACGACUGUGGGAGGAUGAAGCAGGUGAGAAGUGGCUGUAUGGCUGCUGGUUCUACAGGCCCAGUGAAACCUUCCACUUGGCUACACGCAAGUUCCUGGAAAAGGAGGUCUUCAAAAGUGACUACUACAACAAAGUGCCCAUCAGUAAAGUCAUGGGCAAAUGCGUGGUCAUGUUUGUGAAGGAUUAUUUCAAGCUUCAGCCUGAGGGGUACAGAGCAGAGGAUGUGUAUGUCUGUGAAUCUCGCUAUGCUGCCAGGAACAAGGCCUUCAAGAAGAUCAAGAUAUGGGCCAUGCCUGUGAGCUCUGUGAGAUUGGUCUCUCGAGAGGUGCCACUGCCUGUUGUCCGUGUUGCUUCCAUGUUUGCGAAGCCUGACCAGGAGAAACAAGUGACAAUGUCAGACACAGACAGCAACAGUUUUAUGGACAAGGAGAGGGAGGAUGUCCCUGUGGAGAUGAGUGGAGCUGAGCCCGGCUGUCAGUACUAUGACCAGUUACGCUACAACAACAUGUGGCUGAAGGUGGGAGACUGUGUUUACAUCCAGUCACACGGUCUGUCAAAACCUCGAGUUGCCAGGAUAGAGAAGCUGUGGGUACAGAAUAGAGCAACGUUCUUCUUUGGACCCAUCUUCAUCCACCCUGAGGAAACAGAACAUGAGCCCACAAAAAUGUUCUACAAACGAGAAGUGUUCUUGAGCAAUCUGGAGGAGACUUUGCCGAUGACCUGCGUCAUAGGCAAAUGUAUGGUGUCCCCCUUUAAGGACUACCUGUCCUGCAGACCUACUGAGGUCCCAGAGGAAGAUAUCCUGUUGUGUGAGAGCCGCUACAUUGAGAGUGAGAAACAGAUUAAGAAGUUCAAGGGCCUGAAACGCUUCUCCCUUUCCUCCAAGGUGGUGGAGGAUGAGAUCUACUAUUUCAGGAAAUUGAUAGUGCCGCAGAAGGAAGCAUCCCCCUUGCUCGAUAAGAAGAUAGAGGAGCUGGAGGUCAAAUUGGCAGAUAUGGAGGAUGCAGAUGAGGAUCUGGAAGACUUGGAGGAGGAGGAGGAAGCUCCAGAGACCCCUUCUAUGCCACAAAUGCAAACCCCUAUGGCAAGCGAUUUGGACAUCAUGCCAUACACCCCUUCCCAGUCCACUCCUAAGAUGAAGGGUUUGUCCAAGAAGGAAGGGGCCAAGAGGAAGAUCAACAUGAGCGGCUACAUCCUGUUCAGCAGUGAAAUGCGAGCGGUCAUCAAGGCUCGACACCCAGACUACUCCUUUGGGGAGCUGAGCCGACUGGUGGGCACCGAGUGGAGGAACCUAGAAGCCCCCAGGAAAGCGGAGUAUGAAGAACGAGCGGCCAAAAUAGUGGAGCAACAGGAGCGUGAGAGGGCAGUCCAGCAACAGGCUUCCCCUAGAGCAGGUACCCCAGCAGGGGCACUGAUGGGGGUGGUGCCCUCGCCUAGCACUAUGGGAAUGAUAAACCAGAACAUGCCGCCUGUGUCAGGCAUGAUGGGAGCUUAUGGCCCACCUUACAUGCCCAUGCAGGGCCCCCAUGAUGGCUUGUUGAGUGUGGCCCCAAUGCCACCUCAUCCUAUGGGGGGGGCACAGCUGCCUCCUCACCAUCUUCAGCAAGGUUUGCCUGGAUACCCUGGCAUGCCUCAUCAGGGUAUGAUGACCUCUGGUAUGAAUGGCAUGGCAGGAAGUCCUACACCUGCAAACCACUACAUGCAACAGCCCGGAAUGUUCAGUCCAGGACAGCAUGCCCCGCCUCCGUACCCAGGACAGGGCCAGUUAGGCCAGCCCUCACACCUUCAGCCCACCACUCCCAUGUUCGUGGCUCCACCACCCAAGACCCAGAGGGUGCUCCACUCAGAAGCCUACCUGAAGUAUAUUGAGGGCUUGAAUUCAGAGUCAACCACUGUCAGCAAGUGGGACCAAACACUCAAAGCUCAAAGGCGAGAUGCCCACCUGACCAAAGAGCAGGAGAGCCGGCUGCCCUCCCAUUGGCUGCAGAGCAAAGGAGCGCACACGACCAUGGCGGACGCUCUGUGGCGCCUGCGGGACCUGAUGCUGCGGGACUCCCUCAACAUCCGGCAGGCGUAUAACCUGUAGAUCACUCCGCCGCGUGUAACUCACCAGCUCACUCACUGUUCUUAAUCAUGAAAUGGACUUUAGGAAGGAUUAUAGGCCAUAGAAGCAAUAUUUUAUAAUGACUCAAUGAUCGAUUUUUAUAUUUAUUAGCAUUAUAAGCUUGAUCUAGUUUUUGUGUGUGCUUUUUCAUUUUUUUUAAAGAACCACAAGAACUCGUUUCGGUACAAAAAAAAAAUAAUAAUUGUUUGGAGUCUGUGGAUACUGCCAAAAUAAAUUUUCAGAAUACA